Molecule: messenger RNA, 1440 nt
Organism: Torulaspora delbrueckii
Lineage: Eukaryota; Fungi; Ascomycota; Saccharomycetes; Saccharomycetales; Saccharomycetaceae
Product: SUR7/PalI family protein
Exons: 1
Coding region: 1-1440 (479 amino acids)
Cellular component (GO): plasma membrane; cell division site; growing cell tip
Source: RefSeq, a predicted model, not a curated record
AUGUUACCUAGUGCACGAGCAGUUUUCUCUGUAGUGUGCGCUUUCCAGUUUGCCUCGGUGGCCCUUCUGAUCAUAGCCUGUGUAACGGCUCCGACAUUUCGACAGAUAGGAUUGUCUAAACAUGCUGGAACUACCUAUGGUGUAUUCGGUUACUGUCAGGAUAACGACGGAUGUUCUAAAGCAUCUGCGUUCUACAGGCCAUUCGAAGUUGGUUCUAGUGAUGAGGGCGAUUGGACGAUUUCCCAUAAUGGUAGGGGAACUCUGGGUAAGAUCCUGAUUGUUACUCCAAUUGCAGCAGGUUUGACAUUCCUCGGAUUUUUGUCUACUGUGAUCUCGUUUGUUGGAGCUUUGGUUAGUGGUUCUACUAAUGCCUUUUUGUUCGCUUUGAACUUGACUAUGACAGUGAUUGGGUUCUUAGCUUCUGCAUUGGUUUGCGUGAUUGUUUUCCUACUAUUUUAUCCAAACGUUACUUGGUGUUCUUGGAAUUUGAUACCAGCAGCUGCAUUGCUGCUUAUUACUAUUCCAUUGGUGUUCGUUGCUCAUUCUUCUGCGCGUAGCAGCGACGAAGAGGAUGAAGAGCUAGAUGACGAUUUGACUGGUAUUAUUCAACACGACGAGGCCGAUGAAUUUGUUUUUGAGUCUCCAAAGGAUGCAGGUUUCUAUAAAGAAGUUAGUAACCCAUCUGGUUCACUAUCGGAAAAGCCAUUGAUGAAUGAUCCCUACACAAAUUAUGAAUCUAAGAAGGAGGAAUCUGUGGUUAAGAUCAGUAGCGGAACUACAGAUCAGUCGACAAGUCAUGACCUCAAUGAUUUUGAGCAAGAGAGUAAUUCGCAUACUGCGUUCUCUGCGAUCAAUGAUAAUAACAAUAACCCUACACUUACUCGUCCGGGAGUGUCAUUGUCGAUGGCUUCUUCUGAGUACUCAAGUAAUUAUGCGCAAAAUCAAUUCGGAAAGGCUCCUCGUGGUGUCUUAGAAGAUAUAAUUAAGGAUUCGAUUUCAAAGGAUGACCUUCCAGAGUCUCAUAUACAGACGGUGAGCGAUAACGGAUCGGACUUCACUUCCAUUUCCCAAAGGGCGACUCGUCAACAGGCUAUGCCACCACUACAUCAACAACAUCAACAUCAACAGCAACAGAGGGCGUAUCCAACUGUCAGGUCUGCUGGUCCAGAUCCAACCGAGAUGCUUUUGCAGAAUAAUCCAAAUUUCCUCCAUACAAAUGCAAGAAGAAUGCAGCCACAACAACCAUACUAUCCACAACAAUAUCCACCACGGGCACCAAACCAUUAUGGAGGCAACCAACCUCCUGUACAACCAAUGAGCCAAGGUGGUUUCUCUUCCACUCAUUAUAAACCUGCGUACAAGAAGAAGGUCGGUGCAAGAAAUAACAUGAUUCCACCAGCUUCUGCUAUCACGGAUGGGAACCCUUAUCAGUUUAGAUAG